This is a messenger RNA of Mytilus trossulus (common blue mussel), 7432 nucleotides long. Its product is annotated as zinc finger protein 236-like. The record is from RefSeq and is a predicted model, not a curated record. Bases 58 to 5592 code for a protein of 1844 amino acids. Gene Ontology annotation, biological process: regulation of transcription by RNA polymerase II. The transcript is spliced from 25 exons. Gene Ontology annotation, cellular component: nucleus. NCBI's taxonomy places the organism in Eukaryota, Metazoa, Mollusca, Bivalvia, Mytilida, Mytilidae. Gene Ontology annotation, molecular function: DNA-binding transcription factor activity, RNA polymerase II-specific; RNA polymerase II transcription regulatory region sequence-specific DNA binding; zinc ion binding.
GCCUCGUUUCUAUGGCUGAACAUAUCACCGCCAUUUUGGAUUAAUUUUUGUCAAAAUAUGUCCCUUGAAGAGCAAAAUACAACUCAAAUACAGCUAGAGAACAUUGGUGUCGAUUAUGCACAGUUCCUUAGCCAAGCCACCAUUGCACAUGUUGCUCAUGUGUCUGAAACUGGAGAAAUUGUUGCAUUUGUUGAACAACAUGUAGAUCCAAACCAGCAGGAAAACAUAGACUCAAAUCAAAUCACAUUAGCCAACUUUGAUCCACAGCAACUCCAUGUUGAACAUGUGGUGUUUGAACAGUUACCAGAAGGGACCCAGAUUCAAACUUUGGAGUUUUUACCUCCCCUUCAACAGCAACAACAGCAGCAUCAGCAGCCAAUACAGAUUAUUGAACCAAAAAAGACAGAGAUCAAACCUCCUGUUGGAAAGGGCCCAUUUCCAUGUGAGUCUUGUGAUAAAAUAUUCCCAAAAUGGAACCAACUUCAAAGACAUAUAAAGACCCAUGAUGAAGACAAGCCAUUUCGCUGCUCACAAUGCAACAGCUCCUUCAAUAUUGAAGAUAAUCUCAAAUUACAUCAGGCCACCCAUGUGCCACUUGAUGGGGAACCAACCUGUCCAGAAUGUGGCAAGACAUUCUCACGUAUUGCUAGUCUGAAAGCUCACAUAAUGCUGCAUGAAAAAGACGAAACAUUGAUGUGUACAGAGUGUGGGGAUGAAUUUGGUGUGCAGUCUCAACUUAACAAACAUUUACUGGAACACAGACAAGAAGAAUCCGGGAUGAAGUCUUAUCCAUGCAAACAGUGCAACAUGCAAUUUAAUAAAGCAGCUAUUCUUAGAGAACACAUGAAACAGCAUUAUAAAAUAAAAGCCUCAUUGACACACAGACCUUACAAACGAAAUGUUGAUAGGUCCUCUUUUCAUUACAAAUGUCAGCACUGUGGGAAAAUGUUCCAGAAACCUAGUCAGUUGGUCAGACACAAUCGUAUCCAUACAGGAGAAAGACCUUACAAAUGUACUUUAUGUAACAGAGCAUUUAACCAGAAAGGGGCUCUCCGAAUACACAUGAGUAAACACACUGGAGACAAACCUUUUAUGUGUGAUUUCUGUCCUCAUGUUUUUGCUCAGAAAGGAAAUCUAAGAGCUCAUAUUAAGAGAGUGCAUACACUUCCUGAAGAUGGACAGGAGUUUCAAACAUUCAGAUGUAGUGAAUGCAGCUGUGUUUUUAAAAAACUUGGAAGUUUGAAUGCUCAUAUUAGUCGUGAACAUGCAGAACAAACAGAGAUUCCUAUGCCUAAUGAUUCUGGUAAACAACUUAUAACAGAAGAACAGAAUGACAUGGUUAUAAACCAGAUUUUAGGUUUGUCUGAACAACCAGCUGAUCAAGAUGAAUCCAAUCAACAUGGUACUGAAAAUCAAUUACAGGAAAUUGAUGGACAGCAGGUUUCGAAUAGUGAUAUUCUACAGCAAGCUUUAGAGAACAGUGGUCUUCCUAGUGGUGAAACAGGAACAGGACAGGUAGUGCCAUCAUCGUCUGGUACAGAAUUGGUACCUGUUGCUCCAAUGCCUAUCUCUGUAUUACAGCAUACACCAAUAACACAAACUGUGACAACCAUGACUCUAUGUGAUUCUGCUACUGGUUCUGUCAAAAAGCAUAUUAUUAGAAAGGUGAAUGGUGUGAGAUGGCAUCAGUGUACAUAUUGUGCGAAAGAAUUCAAGAAACCAAGUGAUCUAGUUCGUCAUAUUCGUAUCCAUACUCAUGAAAAGCCUUACAAGUGUACCCAGUGCUUCCGAUCUUUUGCUGUGAAAAGUACAUUGACAGCUCAUAUUAAAACUCACUCUGGAAUUAAAGAUUAUAAAUGUGAUUUGUGUACUAAAAUGUUUUCUACUCAAGGCAGUUUGAAAGUUCAUCUUAGAAUGCAUACUGGUGCUAAGCCAUUUGAUUGUCCGCAAUGUGAGAAGAGUUUUAGGACGUCUGCUCACAGGAAAAGUCACAUUACAUCACAUUUUAGAGAUGGAGAUAUGGAUAAAAGACCUAAAAGAAUGUUUAGGAGAGCCAAUAAACAGGACUUGGUUCCAGAUAUACCACUCCAGGAGCCAAUAUUGAUAACUGAUACAGGGCUUAUUCAGCAACCGCCAAGAAAUAAUUUGUUGAAUCAAUACCUGGGAGAAGCUGCCAGUGUGGAUAGACCAUAUAAAUGUGGAUUCUGUUCACGUGGAUACAAAAAAUCCAGUCAUUUGAAACAGCAUGUUCGAUCUCAUACAGGAGAGAAACCCUACAAAUGUAUUCAGUGUAUGAAGGCGUUUGUUUCCAGUGGUGUGCUGAAAGCUCACAUCAGAACCCAUACUGGUGUGAAAGCUUACAAGUGCCUAAUCUGUGAUACUAUGUUUACCACUAAUGGAAGUCUGAAACGUCACAUGUCAACACAUAGUGAGGUCAGACCAUUCAUGUGUCCCUAUUGUCAAAAAACAUUCAAAACAUCAGUCAACUGUAAAAAGCAUAUGAAAACACACAGACAUGAGUUGGCUCUCCAAGCCCUACAGAAUGAUGGACAGGAUGUUGGUGAAGAUAGUCAAGAUGCUACAGACAAGGAUCAGACUGACCUUGUGGAGGAAAACAAUUUGGCUGACCUUGUCCUUCAACAAACUGACCAAUCUGGUAACAUUAACCAGAAUGACAGCCUGGCUCAGGCCAGUAUUCAGGAUGCUCUCAAUUCUGCUAGUCUGGAUCAACAGUUCCAGCAAACUCUUAAUCAUCAGAUAUUUGGUCAGCCACAGACAUUUAGUCAGAGUUUAUUAGGAACAGGACAACAGAAUUUUGCUCAGUUGAAUCAACAUAUCAAUAAUCAAAUUCAACCUCAAAAUGUCAUGACCUCUCAACUUAACAACCAGAUAACCAAUCAGAUGUCCACAUCUAUGAAUAACCAAUUUACUACAUCCCUCAAUGAUUCUAUGGUGACGUCCAUUACCAGUCAGCAUGGAGGCCAGCUAGAGGGUACCAUUUUUAAUCCAAAUAGUUUCCAAAUGCAGGGACAACCACUGCAAGAUCUAAAUUCAUUGAACUUUAGCCAGGGAGUGACCUCUUUGACCACAAGUCUACCAAGUACUUCUAUGCAGAAUAUACUGCCUACAAGUGACAUAUCCAUUUUGGAGGCACAGGAAGCAGAAACAGUGGACAAGGACCAACCUGCAGAGCCACCCCAAGGGACAGAAUCCUUACAAAAAGAGGAUGAUGAUGGAGCUAGACAGUAUCCGUGUACCUUAUGUGAUAAAGCUUAUAAGAAGUCAUCUCAUCUUAAACAGCACAUGAGAUCUCACACAGGAGAGAAACCUUAUUCCUGUUAUCAAUGUAGCAAGAGUUUUAUAUCAGCUAGUGUACUCAGAUCACACCAGAGAACUCACGAUGCAGUCAAACAAUUCCAAUGUACUUUCUGUAAAGCUGAGUUUACCACUAAUGGUUCAUUGGUCCGCCAUAUGUCUGUCCACGAUCGUCAGCGGUCACAGAAAUGUCCUUACUGUGAAGAAUCAUUCAAAUCAUAUAAUAUGAUGAAGAGACAUAUGAAAACCCAUAGUGAUGUGAUUGAGGAGGACAUAGCCUUAAACAAACGUCCUAAAUCUUCGGUGAUGAAUUUAGUUUAUGAAGAACAAGCACAAGAAAUUGAUGAAGAGGUCCAAGAAGAAGACCAACUUAAUGUGUCCAAGAAAAUAUUGGAAGAUUCAUCAGACAAAGAAAAAGUUGUGGCAGAUAAGGAUGAUGAGAAUGAUGAGGAUGAUGAUAUGUACAAACAUGCACACCAGUGUAAUCAUUGUAGUAAAAGUUUUAAGAAGCCCAGCGAUUUAGUCAGACACAUAAGGAUACACACGGGUGAAAAACCCUUUAAAUGUGAUACGUGUGGCAGAGCAUUUACUGUCAAAUCUACACUGGAUAGCCACAUGAGAACUCAUACCAGUACAACAAAGAAUUACAAAUGUCACGUGUGUGCAGCCAUGUUUGCUACAAAAGGAAGUUUAAAAGUUCACUUGAGACUACAUACAGGUGCUAAACCAUUCAAAUGUCCGCAUUGUGAUCAAAGAUUUAGGACAUCAGGAAAUCGUAAAAGUCAUGUGUUACAACAUUUCAAAUCAGAGCCUCCGAAAAGGAGGAAGGCAAGGGAACCAGAAGAAUCUGUUCAGAAUGUUGACUAUGUAUCGGCAAAUGAUGUACAAAAUGUGAUGACAAUUAAUCAGAACAAUCAAAGUCAUGUGAUUCAUUUAGACCAAUCAAUGCUAGGUGGUCACGGUAUAUUACCUGUACAAUUGACUGUACCUAAUGACACUCCUCUUGCAGGACUUUCAGAAAGUGCACUAGCCACCCAAGUAUUACAAGGGUUAGAAGGCAUACAGUUACAAUUGACAGGAAACCAGGGCGUGCAAAUUACAGGACUUGACCCUAAUAUAUUUUCACAGACUGUUCAGAUAGAUGCUAAUUUGUUACAACAGCUUCAGUCGCAAGGGAACAUUAAUAUAACAAUAAAUCCAAACAUACUCACUCAAGCGUUACAAACAGCAGAUCCUAACAUUAUACAGAAUGUUCAGAUACAGCAGCAACAGGAAGCAAUCAACCCUCACAUUAUAGUACAACCUAUGUCUGGUAUCACUGACCAGAACAUGAUGGCUACGUCUUGUGCUAGUGUAGUAAUGGCUGACGGAGCACCCAAUUCUUUUGUGGUGUCAGGAGAUGGAACCAUACCCAGUGAUCAGAUAACAGUUACACAGGCAGAUAUAACUGAAGUAGAUAUAACUGAAGGUAUGGUGGACAUGGGUCAAGUAGAUGAUGAUAACCAUGAAGAUGACGAUGAUGACGAAGUGGACCUAGAUGACAGUCUAGAGGAUAACUUACAUGGGACUGUUGACGAUGAUGCACUCCUACAACAGACUAUAGACCAUGAUAAUCUGACACACGGCAGUCAGUCGGCUAAUAUCAGUCUGCAGGAUGUAUCCCAGGCAGUUAAUCCUGUCACUGGAGAGAAUUAUGAUGAUUCUUCUCGCCAGUAUAAAUGUCAAAUUUGUGAUAAGUCUUUCAAGAGAUCUGGGCAUUUGAAAGAACAUCUGAUGAUUCAUCAACCGGACAGUAAACCUAGAUUUAAAUCUCCAGGCAACCACAAAUGUCAACAUUGUAAUAAAGCUUUCCAGAAACCUAGUCAGUUAGAGAGACAUAUACGUAUACAUACAGACCCAAGACAAAGAAUACAAAAGUCCUUCAUACCUAUUACGGAUUGCAUGUGUAUUACCAAAAGUGAGAGACCAUUUGUUUGUGAAAUUUGUUCGAAAUCAUUCAACCAGAAAAAUGCUCUACAGAUUCACAUGAAGAAACAUAGCGGUGAAAAACCACACAGGUGCUCAUAUUGUGAACUAGCAUUUACUCAAAAAGGAAAUCUCAAAACUCACAUAAAACGUGCUCAUCAUAUGGACAUGGUACAUUCUAUGAACAUUCCCAAAUCAUAUGUACCUCCUGCUGGUGCUAAUGUGAAUAUCAAAACAGAAGGGGAGGGGGGUAGUAUUCAUGAGGAUGGAAUCAGUUAUGAUGAAAUGGCUGAUUUGAUGAAUGUGAUAUGAGCCAAUACAAGUGCUCAUUGGUUAAAAGGCUUGUAUUCGAAUGUGUUCUAUGGACAGUAUUAUUACAGAGAGGGGGAGAGUUGUUGUACUUAUGAGGAUGGAAACAGUUAUGAAGAAAUGGCAGACCGGAUGUGAUACAAGACAACACAAGUGCUCAUGUGCUCAUUAUGUAUAAGACCAUUAUUUAAAAAUGCAUUAUUUUAAAAAUUGAUGUAAACAAUUAUGUAUGUGAAUUUUAUUUAAUAAUAAUCUGUGAAUGAAAGUUAUUUUUUAUGUGUGAGUUUUAAAAUGGGAUAAUGUGGUAACUUAACGCUGACUUCACACACUGCCAAAAUGAAUUACUUAACACUGAAUUUACACACUGCCAAAAAAUUACUUAACACUGACUUCACACACUGUCAAAAUAAAUUAACAAGAAAAUGUUUUUUUAUGAAAGCUGUUGUUAAGAGUUACAGCUAUUUAAUAAUGAAAAAAUUUCAAAUAUACAAAUUCUGUGGUAGUUUCUAAAAUCAUAAUUUAAAAAAUAUCCUUGGCAUAGCAUAUAACCUGACUUGAUGUAUGCAUAUUCCUGUAUCUAACACUAUAUUCUUAUUUUAAUACUUCACAAAUAUAAUUAUUUAUUUUAUUUGCAAUAACAUUAGAAUGUUUACUGAACAAAAUAUAGUGUUUCCUGAAAUAGUAAGAAUAGAAAUGAAUAACUUUGGAAUUUAACUUUAAUUUAGAUUUUUCAUGAAUUGUUCUUGAUUUUUACACAAAUUGCAAAUAACUGAGCUGUGAAAGAAUGUGCUAUAUAAUGGUUUGAAAAAUCUAGUCAUAUUUAAUAUUAAAUUAACAAAAGCAUCAAUACUGAAUCUCAUUAUCACCUUCAUUGAAGAGAUUAUUUUUUAAGUCAACAUGUCUGUCAUUAAUUCAGAAUAACACUGUUAAAAAUAAGGCCUAAUGAGUUUUCAUUAUUACUUGGCAACCAAUAUCAGUUAAUCAUCAACAUUUUGAGCCUCUUAGAAGAUCAUGUAAUGGUUGAGUGAACACUGUUACUUUAUUACACAUCAGAUAACAAAUAUGUUUGUCACAAUUUUUCUUAUAAGCUGAAACUUCUUAAGAAUUUCUGAGUCAGAUGAUGGUUUAUAUGAUAGAAUUGAAUGAAACUUGCAAGUGUUUAAGCAUAAGCGCCAGUAGAUUGGUAGAGCAGUUGUCAAAAAGAUAUUUUAAUUUAUUUGAAUGCAUGUUAUAAUUCUCCAUCCUGAGUUUUCAUUCAAGUUGUUUGCUGAUUUUUAAGCCUUCGUAAGAACUAAUUGUCCAGUUGACACCAAAUGUAGCAGAAAGAAUUCUCUGCCAAAUUUUAAGAAGCCCAUGGAUCUGUUAAACUGGAUUUUCCUGGCUAGACUAGCUGUCAGCACACAUACUUCUUGCAUGCACAAUAAGGAGUCUGCAUUGCCAAAAUUUGAAUGAACUGAACAUUUUCUUAAAAAAAUGCCAAUAUGUAUGAUCCCAUGUUAUGUAAAAUAUUCUUAGACUUUGUUUUUUCACAACUUUUAUAAUUCAGGUAGACAAACUCUUUGAAAAUCUAACCCUGGUACAACAAAGUUUAAUAGAAUAGUCUGUACCAAAGCCAUUUGCAUGUGUGAUCUGUGAUAAUGUUAUGUGUGAAAUUAUAACUUGAAUAUAUGGUCAUUAUUUGGUGGUUACUUGUUGAAACAUAAAAUGAUUUUUAACAUGUUAUAUGUUCCAUGACAUUUUUAGUGACUUGGACAUGAAUUCAUUUAUUUGAUUUUGUUGUGUUAGUAGAACUUGUUUAAUAUUGAACAAGUAAUUUGAUUUGUAAUAAAAAUCAUUCAUUGCA